Messenger RNA from Oncorhynchus keta (chum salmon), 2959 nucleotides. RefSeq names its product B-cell CLL/lymphoma 6 member B protein-like. The transcript has 11 exons. Gene Ontology annotation, biological process: regulation of transcription by RNA polymerase II. The record is from RefSeq and is a predicted model, not a curated record. The coding region runs from base 213 to 1988 and encodes 591 amino acids. Lineage: Eukaryota; Metazoa; Chordata; Actinopteri; Salmoniformes; Salmonidae. Gene Ontology annotation, molecular function: protein binding; RNA polymerase II cis-regulatory region sequence-specific DNA binding; DNA-binding transcription factor activity, RNA polymerase II-specific. Gene Ontology annotation, cellular component: nucleus.
GUGGCCUUUUCCUGCAGGCAGCACAGCUUCCAGGGUACGUGUGGGCCGUUGAGGAAAGAGGACAUGAGAGGAGCUGGUCUGCAUGCGGCUUCCUGCGCUAUGUUAUAAAGACUCCCCUCCCUCCGGCUAACCUCCACAAUCUUUCUCAGACAACUGUGGUACGAGUAGGGAGCUGGUCUCACCUAACAGAGGCGUCCAGGAGACUCCCCUCUAUGUAUUCUCUAGCUGGUGCCUUCCUCAACAAGAUGAGCAAGAUCCAGGUGGCGGAGGGAUAUCAGGUUGGAGGAAGGCGUGCGGUGGUGGCGUCUGAUGCGGUUGCUGCAGAGGGAUAUGUGAAGGAGUUUACGCGCCACUCCAACGACGUCCUGCUGAAUCUGAAUGAGCUGAGGCACCGGAACAUUCUGACUGAUGCCACCCUCAUGGUGGGCGCUGCCCAACUGCAGGCUCACUGUGCUGUGCUCAUUGCCUGCAGUGGGUUCUUCUACUCCCUGUACUGCCAUCGUGUGUCCUCCCCCGUACAGAGUGGUGCUGGAGGCCAGGCCCUAACCCUGUCUCUCCCUGACUCCCUGGACCCCUCCAGCGUCUCCCUGCUUCUGGACUUCAUGUACACCUCCCGGCUGCCCCUCACGUCACACACCGUCCCCGGGGUGCUCGCCGUCGCCACCUACCUGCAGAUGGACCACGUGGCUGACACCUGCAGAGCGUUCAUGUUACACAUUGAGAGGAUGAGGGGGACGCCCCCUCAAGUGGAGCUGGACUCCACGGUGUCUGCAGUGUUUGAGGCACCCUCAGGGGGAGUUCCUCCCAGUCCCCUUAUCAAUGGAAGACCCCGCCCGUCUGUUCUCGCUGUCUCCACCCCCUCACAGCCCGCAGUGGAGGCUGAGGGCCAUAUUUGCCCUGACUCAGCCAGGGUCCCUGGAGACAUCCGGGCCUCUCUGCAGCCAGGGACUUUCCUGACCCGUAAGCCCAGGUCAAAGGAACUAAAGUUGGAGCCUGAAUCCCCUCUCCCCACACCCUCUCCAGAAAGCCCAUCCCGCUCCAGCUGCCAGCCCAACUCUCCUGCUGAGUCCAAAACCUGUAACAUGGGUGAACCCAAGAACAGCCCUGACCCUAAGGCGUGCAACUGGAAGAAGUACAAGUACAUCGUCCUCAAUCCAUUCUGUGCCAUAACCACAGUGAAGGAGGAGGAGCCUGAGGAGGUCCAGCAGCAGCUUAGGCACACCCCCACCUCUGAUAGGAUGGAGGUGACAUUGAAGCCAACUAUAGAGGUGUGGCCAGGGGAAGGAUCUGGCCAAAAUGACAGGCACGUCUCCUGCUAUGAUGUCCCUGGCCUUAGCCCUCCUCUGGUGCCCCUCACAGGGCUGUCAGCACACUCUGCAGACCACCCCAUGGAGCCUCCCACCUACAAGGAAGGAACAGCCUCGCCUUGCUAUCUGGCACCCCGCCCAUUGGAGCCAGAGGCUGCCCAUCACUGCCAACACCCAAUCAAGCGCAAGAAUUACGGCUUGCCAUUCCGUUACUCCGGCAACCUGAGCGUGAUAAAGGCUGUCUGCACAGGUAAGGCAGCCCCUGCUGCCGGCAAUAAGCCGUACCGCUGCAACGUGUGUGGCGCCCAGUUCAACCGGCCCGCCAAUUUGAAGACUCACUCCCGCAUCCACUCUGGAGAGAAGCCCUACCACUGUGAUACCUGCGGGACCCGAUUCGUUCAGGUGGCCCACCUGCGAGCCCAUGUUCUGAUUCACACAGGGGAGAAGCCCUAUCCCUGUCACACCUGUGGCACUCGCUUCCGUCACCUGCAGACCCUGAAGAGCCACCUGCGUAUUCACACGGGCGAGAAGCCUUACACUUGUGAGAAGUGUGACCUGCACGUCCGCCACAAGAGCCAGCUGCGUCUCCACCUGAGGCAGAAGCACGGCGCCGUCACCAACAACAAGAUCCACUACAAGGUCCUGGCCGACCCCUACCAGUCCAUCCUGCAGGCCUGUUAAAUGUCUUCCCUUUGAACCCGGACUUUAACCCCUAACCCCAUUAUAACACCUAAACAUAUAGUUGGAAGUACAUGGGUCCUGUAUGUGAUUAGCCAAUCAAGCCAUGAUGUUCUAAUAUGAUUUGGAGAGAGAAGAGAGAGAGAGAGAGAGAGAGAGAGAGAGAGAGAGAGAGAGAGAGAGAGAGAGAGAGAGAGAGAGAGAGAGAGAGAGAGAGAGAGAGAGAGAGAGAGAGAGAGAGAGAGAGAGAGAGAGAGAGAGAGAGAGAGAGAGAUUUGACUGUAUUAGAGUGAUAGAUGUAGUAAAUUGCAAUGAGGUUGGGAGCUGUAGAAAUGGAUAGAGCACGUGAAAGAAAGUUUUAUUUAUUUUCCAGUCUCACAGGUAUUUUUAGAGACUGGGACACAUUAUGGAUCGUUGAGUAUUUGGAAGGGAUACUACAAAGAUGUCAUUGCUUAACAAUAUAGACAAAGAUAGGUCAAAGAUCAUGAUGCCCUCAGCACUAACGUGUUGACUACCCCGAUUGUGACAGCUUUAAAUAGCUUUUUAACUAAUGUUUAUUUUUUACAUACUUGGGGCUUUUGUAUAAUGAUGUGUCAUAUUGGAUCAGAUAUUUGCCCGUUACAUCCCUGCUGUGUUUUUCUAAAGCUUUUUAUUUAAAUGUAAGAUUAUAACUUGUCAUCCGUGAUUAAUUAUAAUAUUAUUUCGGAGUCCAAGCAGGCACAGGACUUCCGGCUCUUGUAUAUGUAUGAAUAUGGGCUCUCAGAGCAUAAAAGCUAGAUAAUGCUACUGUAAAAAAUGGAUGAGAGAUGAUAUUGAUAUCUGAAAUUGUAUGGUGUUCUUUUGCUGGACAAAGACGAGGACUGUUUUAUACCAAUUAAAUGAAAUUGAUUGCCAUUAACUACAAAUGAGUUGUAUCUUUUUAAGUUGUACUGUAUGUGUUGAACGUGUGAGGACUAAAUAACAUACCCCCUGGA